Messenger RNA from Gadus chalcogrammus (walleye pollock), 2631 nucleotides. It is a transcript of the gene gpr18, whose product is annotated as G protein-coupled receptor 18. Gene Ontology annotation, biological process: phospholipase C-activating G protein-coupled receptor signaling pathway; positive regulation of Rho protein signal transduction. The transcript has 2 exons. The record is from RefSeq and is a predicted model, not a curated record. Gene Ontology annotation, cellular component: membrane. NCBI's taxonomy places the organism in Eukaryota, Metazoa, Chordata, Actinopteri, Gadiformes, Gadidae. Gene Ontology annotation, molecular function: G protein-coupled receptor activity. Bases 715 to 1782 code for a protein of 355 amino acids.
GAGCACGCAGCAUCUCAGCAUCAGCGUGAAGUGUCUAUUACCGCCAUCUUAUUUCCUGUUUAUAUGGCGACUGCCUCAACAUCCUGUGUUUAAUUACUUCUCCGCGGCAGCAGAUGCUUUUCACAGCAACCUGCUGUGAAUUACUCCCCUGAGAGCUAAUGUGCUGUGACAGACCCCACUUUUCCAAUCAAUAACUCGCCCUAAAUCUGCCAUCUCUCUGCCUGCCAAACUUACUCCCACUUCAAAUGGCGCAUCGCUUUCUUUAAGGGGGUGCGAUUGCGGAAAGAAAAAAAUGUAAAAGGAGAACACACACACAAGCAAAGAAAACAAGAUCUGGUCAUUUGUGUUCCGAUGUGGGCAACAAUGUAGAGAUCAUUCUCACACAAACUGAAACAGGAAGCUGCAUGGGGUUUUUGGUUUUGCAGAAGGUCACGUUCCACUGAGACACAGUACUCACUUCCUUGUUUUGGCUGCGAUCACUGUUCAUGUCGCGAGAUGGCCGGUGGCCAUGCUUUACUUCAUAAACUCACUGCUGAGAGCACGCAGUCCCCGGGGCUGAUGUCCAGGCAAUGAUCAAUAAAAAAAUACCCAGAAAAUAAUCUCUGAAACCCUACGCACCAUCAACAAUAAAGUGCUGGCCAUUUUAUCAACCACAUAAAGCAGUUUUUCCUUCUCCUUUCUAUUCUCUCUCAGCAAUCUGCUGAGGGCUGCAUCAUGGACUCUCCCCCAAACACGACCAACAUGAGUGGCAUGGUUUCACUUGAAGCGGUGAGGUCUGCGGAUCCGCUCUCGCUUCCCCAAGAGCACAACAUGGCCGCCCUGGUCUUCUACGGCUUUAUCUUCGUUGUGGGCGUGACGGUCAACCUUACGGCACUGUGGGUCUUCGCCCUCACCACCAAGAGGAAGAACUCCGUCACGGUGUACAUGAUCAACGUGGCCUUGGUGGACCUCAUCCUGAUCUUCCUGCUCCCCUUUCGGAUGGUCUACUACCACCAGGACUACUGGCCUUUCGGCGACGCCUUCUGCCGGAUCACCGCCGCCCUCACCCUCUUCUACCCCUGCUUGGCGCUCUGGCUCUUCGCCCUGAUCAGCGCCGACCGCUACGUGGCCAUCGUCCAGCCCAAGCACGGCCGCGAGCUCCGCAACAUCCCCAAGGCUGUGGUGGCGUGCGUGGGUGUGUGGAUCAUGACGCUGGGCGGCACCGCGCCCCUGCUCUUCCGCGAGGUGGACCCCGACAGCGCCUCCAACUUCACCACCUGCACCAAGCUGCACGGCAUCGCCGACCCGCGCCUCCACGACCCCCGCGGCGACCCCGUGCAGGCGGUGCGCCUGGCCUUCUUCUUCCUGCUGCCCGUCUGCAUCAUGAUGGGCUGCUACGCCGUCAUCGUGGACAACCUGGUGCACGGCCGCACCUCCAAGCUCAAGCCCAACGUGAAGCAGAAGUCCGUGCGCAUCAUCGUCACGCUCAUCGUGCAGGUGCUGGUGUGCUUUGUGCCCUUCCACGUGUGCCAGCUGGUUCUCCUACUGAAGGACCCCAGCAGUGGUGGCGAAGGCGGAGAAGGAGGAGGCUGGAGCUACAGCACCUGGGCGGCCUUCACCACCCUCCUGAUGAACCUCAGCACGGUGCUGGACAUUAUCCUGUACUACAUCGUGUCCAAGCAGUUCCAGGACCGCGUGAUCAGCGUCAUCCUCUACCGGAACUACCUCCGAAGCGUGAGGCGGAAGAGCCGACACACGCACACGGGCAGCGUCCGGUCCAUGAGCAACAUGAACAUGAUCUGAGAGGGAAGGACACCGGUGUCUGUCGGCACCACGUUUUACCAAUGGCAUCCGUUUAGCUCUUGUACUGCGCUCAAUCAAUCGGCUUAUGGCGACAAUGCUGGGCGUGUUGCCUGGUAUAAAUAUGAAUGAACAUUGGAUCAGAACCUGUAUGUGUUCCUGAGACAAGGCAAUGCUCACAGUAUGGGAGUGCGGCGGUUGUCUGCCGAAACAUCUGCUCUCUGUGCUGAUCGACUCACCCACGAGACUUGUGUGGCAGGGGAGAUUUCUGCUUUUCUGCGCAUUCUGAAGAACUGGAAUUUUUAAUAAACGUAGUUAAGGAAGCCUAGCUGGGUUUAUGAAUAUGGAUGGUUGACGGAUGGAAAGAUAUAUCACUCUUAUCUAUAGAAAGAAGAGGGGAAUGUCCUUGUAUUGUAUGGGAGGGCUUCAACAGCCAAGAGAAGAUGGCGCUUUCUUUCACGUUCCAAGAAGCUUUGUUGCUAUUUGUUUUCACACCUUUAGCAGUGUCAGUUCAUCUUAAUCCCCAGUGUGAGAGCCGCCAGCAGGAGGCUUGAUGCAGUACAUCAUGAGAAGCAGCAACUCCGGGGCAGCCUGCCGUUCAUCUCUCGACCAAGUGAGGGCAGCAUGUCACAGAAAUCACAGAUACCCAACGCUCCGUCUGUUUGUUUGAAGGAUAAAUAAAAGCACGAGAAGAAAGAUUUUGUGAAAAACUUCUGAAUAGUUUGCGCGUAACGAGCAUCGCGGUUGGUAUCUUGUUAUUUGUGGUGUAUUAGCGUAUAUUUACGACAUUGUAUUGCAAAUCAAUAACUUCCCCAUGUACAGCUCCAUCAGCUGGACACAAUAAAAAAUACC